Encephalitozoon cuniculi GB-M1 is the source of this 339-nucleotide messenger RNA. Its product is annotated as 60S ribosomal protein L22. The transcript has a single exon. The record is from RefSeq and is marked provisional. Lineage: Eukaryota; Fungi; Microsporidia; Unikaryonidae. Gene Ontology annotation, biological process: cytoplasmic translation. The coding region runs from base 1 to 339 and encodes 112 amino acids. Gene Ontology annotation, cellular component: ribosome. Gene Ontology annotation, molecular function: RNA binding; structural constituent of ribosome.
AUGACUGCAGCAUCUGAGAAAACCACAAGAAGGUUUACUAUCGACUGCACAAAGCCGGCAUCCGACAGCCUGAUCUCUCCUUCGGACCUGGGGGCAUUUCUUCAGCAGAAGAUCAAGUGCUACACGGGGAAGAAGGAGAAGCUCCUCCAUAUCAAUGCAAAUGGAAACAUUGUUGAAGUGGAUGUUACCGGAGGGUUUAUAGGCAAGCAGGGGCUGAAGUGGCAGAUAGGAAGGUUUCUGCACAUGAAGAAGCUCAGGGCCUUCAUCAAGAUUUUUGCACAAGGGCUGGAUGGGUUCGAGCUCAGGUACAUCAAUGUUGAAGAGGGCAAGGAGGAAUAA